Brassica napus (rape) is the source of this 776-nucleotide messenger RNA. Its product is annotated as SKP1-like protein 1A. Gene Ontology annotation, molecular function: cullin family protein binding. Gene Ontology annotation, biological process: SCF-dependent proteasomal ubiquitin-dependent protein catabolic process. Gene Ontology annotation, cellular component: nucleus; cytoplasm. The record is from RefSeq and is a predicted model, not a curated record. Bases 91 to 576 code for a protein of 161 amino acids. The transcript is spliced from 2 exons. NCBI's taxonomy places the organism in Eukaryota, Viridiplantae, Streptophyta, Magnoliopsida, Brassicales, Brassicaceae.
ACUUAAUCAAAAUUAGUAUAAAUAGAGAUACGCAUCCCUUCAUAUUCUCCUCAUCGCUUCCCUCAAAUCUCUCAAAAACAAAUCAAAAAGAUGUCGACGAAGAAGAUUGUGUUGAAGAGCUCCGACGCCGAGUCUUUCGAGGUUGACGAGGCCGUGGCUCGCGAGUCUCAGACCCUAGCUCACAUGGUCGAAGACGACUGCACCGACAACGGCAUCCCUCUUCCCAACGUCACCGGCAAGAUCCUCGCCAAGGUCAUCGAGUAUUGCAAGAAGCACGUCGACGCCGCUGCUGCCAAGACAGAGGCCACCGCCGAUGGUGGCGCUCCCUCCGACGAGGACCUCAAGGCUUGGGAUGCCGAGUUCAUGAAUAUCGAUCAAGCUACCCUCUUCGAACUCAUCCUGGCUGCUAACUAUCUGAACAUCAAGAACCUUCUUGACCUUACGUGCCAGACGGUGGCUGAUAUGAUCAAAGGCAAGACUCCAGACGAGAUUCGCACGACCUUCAACAUCAAGAACGACUUCUCGCCUGAGGAGGAAGAGGAGGUGCGCAGGGAGAACCAAUGGGCUUUUGAAUGAUGAUCAAAGAGAAGCCUUGUUCCUUGUUGAAGCUAGCUACUAGACCUGCAAAGCUUCUUCCUUUUAUCUUAUUUGCGUCUUUAUGUUCUUAGGAAAAUAUAAUGAUUUAUGUUGGUUCCUCCUAGUGCUUUUCCAUUUACCGAUUAAGAACCGAUGAUUGGAUAAUUUGUGGUUAUAAUCAGUCUUUGGUUAUGUUGCUA